This is a messenger RNA of Adineta ricciae, 246 nucleotides long. The record is from the annotation of a GenBank genome assembly. Lineage: Eukaryota; Metazoa; Rotifera; Eurotatoria; Adinetida; Adinetidae.
AUGUUAUUGAAUGAAAUGUUACAUUUCUUCAUAAUUUUAUUUAUUAUUAAACAAAUCUCAGCUUACUCUUAUAAUCGACCAAAAUUGUAUUCAGAUUCAACAUGGAAUCCAAAUGGAAUAACUAUAUUUAACAACACUUUCAAUGAUUCAAAUCUUUUUGAUAUUUUUAUCAAUAUAAAUAAUACAAUUUACAUUUUAAAUAAACAAAUUCUUGUUUUCAAAGAAGAAAAUUUCAUAUUGAUAUAA